AAGUACAACGGCCUUUCCCGCCAAAAUCGCUGCUAAUUCCAAUAAAUUUGCUUGAAACAAUCUUAGAUUGAGAGAGAGAAAAAGAGAAACAGAUCUUUUCCAAACGAUCGAGUUGCGUUCUCGGCCUUCAGUAUCUCAGCAUCUUCUUUCUUUCGGGUCACAUAGUCACCAUGGAUUCAAUUAAGGGACAAGGAGGCAUCCAAAUGCUACUAACUGCAGAACAAGAGGCUCAACAAAUUGUCACCAAUGCCAAAAACGUAAAGAUGAAAAGAUUGAAGCAAGCUAAAGAUGAAGCUGAGAGAGAUGCAUCUCUUUAUCGUGCCCAUUUAGAGGAUGAAUACCAAAAAAAAGUUUCUGAGACAAAGGAUAACUCUGGAUCGAACGUGAAAUGGUUUGAAGAGGAAACUGACAAAAAGAUUCAAAACUUGAAAGAUAAGACCUCAAAGGUUUCCGGAGAUGUUAUUGCUAUGCUCAUCAAAUAUAUAACCACAGUGCGAAAUUAAUGGAAGGAGGAGUUACUGAUCAGAUCACUACCCUUCAAAAAAAAAAAAUUAUUGCUCCCUUCCUGGAUGAGUCAUUGAGUUGGAGAUAAGUUUCUAGUUAUCAGUUGUUUUUAAAGUUUGAAUCCUUACUGCAUUUGGAGCUGAUCUGUUCCAUACAGACUUGGAUGGGAGUUUUCUUUUAAAUUCUAUGAUCUGAUCAUCAUAAAGAUCCAUUUGUUGUUAUUUUUAUUCAUUCCUAAUAACUCUAUGAAAGGAUCACGCACGGCUAUCUAGCCCUUGGAUUUUCCCAAAAUUUUCAAGACUUGAUCAUUAUUUAUCCAUUGGCACUCAACUACAUUUUCAAUAUGUAUGUUUAUUUGACUUCGCGUAAGUUGUUGCUGCAAUAUUUGGGCUACAUGAGUUCUUUUUUGGUUUUAUUUACUGAAUUAUUUGUCCACGUGUAGUGCUACACCUGAGAGGAGAAUAUAGUUAAGCCGGAAGUUAAUUUCUUCCUAUUGCAUAUAUGUUUGUCUUCUUAUGAAGAUUUUUAACUGUGUCUUCCCUGUGAAGAUUAUUUGUUUGUCUUCUCUUUGGAAAUUGUUUUUCUAUGUUCUUAUUGAAGAUUAUUUACUAUCUUCCAAUUGAAAAUUUUCUAUUGUAGAUUUCUUAUCUGCCUAGAGUUCUUGUUGAAAAUUUCUCCCUACUAUUUCUCUUGAGUUUAUGUAGUUGAAGAUUUCCAUUUCUGGCCCACAACAGUGUUUUUGUUUCAUCUUCCAACUAUUGCUAUUUUCAGAGCUUUCUCUGUUGUUGUUGAUGUUUUCUGGCCUGCAACGAUGAUUUGUUCAUCUCCUAUCACCAUGGUUUAAAGCAUCUUCGAUAUGAUAAAAAUACCCCUCCGAUAGGUAUCUUAAAUUUAGCCAAUUGAUACGGCAAUCGAUAUCGAUACUUUAAUCCUUACCUACCGCUGCUAGUUUAUACUCCAGUUUGAGGGGGUGUUAAAGUUGCUAGGUAUUAUGGUCCUUGUCUAUUAGUUGUGAUUCAUGUUUAUUAUCCUUUUUAUAAUUACUAGUUCUUAGUUAUCGCCUAUUGUCUUUAGCCUUUUGUGCUCUCUAAGGCUAUUUAUGGUCUACAUUAUUUGCUUACUGUACUUGACUCUUUGAUUAUGGUGUUUAAAUUUAGAGAAGAGUUGAAAAGUAGGAAAUCAAUGGGUUGGAAACCAGAAUUGUGAACAUCAGCCAAUAAGAGAGAGAGAGAGAGAGUUUCAUGAAGAAAUUCGUACUACAUCCUCAACCAAUUUCUUUUCCUCCACAACUCCCAACUGGCUAGAGAAGGCUCUUGGCAAGAAAGAGGGUGAGUCGGGAACAGCAAGAGAUGUCGGAUUGAUGGAAGCUGCAGCCAUGACCAACACCAAAGAGAACCAAAGAAGAGGAGAUUAGGCGUAGUAUAUCGAGGCGGGGGGCCUUAUAGUGAGACUUCGUGCAUAAAAAAUCAAUAUUUUCAAUCA
This is a messenger RNA of Macadamia integrifolia, 1986 nucleotides long. RefSeq names its product V-type proton ATPase subunit G3-like. The record is from RefSeq and is a predicted model, not a curated record. Gene Ontology annotation, molecular function: proton-transporting ATPase activity, rotational mechanism. The transcript has 5 exons. Lineage: Eukaryota; Viridiplantae; Streptophyta; Magnoliopsida; Proteales; Proteaceae. Gene Ontology annotation, biological process: proton transmembrane transport. Gene Ontology annotation, cellular component: vacuolar proton-transporting V-type ATPase complex. Bases 171 to 503 code for a protein of 110 amino acids.